GCCGCGCAGAGGCGCUCAGCGCGGGCGGCGGGGACGGGCGGCGGAGCCGCUCCCGCCCCUCCCGCCAUGAGCAACAGCGCGGGCCCCGCGGCGCGGCUGUGCCGCCUGGAGCGGGGGCCGGACGGCUACGGCUUCCACCUGCACGGCGAGAAGGGCAAGCCGGGCCAGUUCAUCCGGCUGGUGGAGGCCGGCUCGCCGGCCGAGCGCUCGGGGCUGCGGGCCGGGGACCGGCUGCUGGAGGUGGAUGGCGAGAACGUGGAGCGGGAGAGCCAUCAGCAGGUGGUGGAGCGCAUCCGUGCCGCUGCCGGGGCCGUCAGCCUCCUCGUCGUGGACCCGGUGGCCGACGAGCAGCUGCAGAAGCGGGGCGGGGCGGGUGCUGAGCCCCCCGUGGGCGGCGGGCAGGCGGCGCCGGAGCCGGCGGAGCCCGCGGCGCGGGAGCCCAGCGGCGGCGGCCAGAGGGUGGAGCUGCGGCCUCGGCUGUGCCACAUGAAGAAGGGUCCCAAUGGCUACGGCUUCAACCUGCACAGUGACAAGAGCCGCCUGGGGCAGUACGUGCGUGCUGUGGACCCUGAGUCGCCAGCUGAGGCAGCAGGGCUGUCCCCCCAGGACCGCAUCAUUGAGGUGAACGGGGUGUGCAUGGAGGGCAAGCAGCAUGCUGAUGUGGUGGCAGCCAUCAAGGCGAGCGGUGACGAGACCAGGCUGCUGGUGGUGGAUGUCCUCACAGAUGAGUUCUUCAAGAAGUGCAAGGUGGUGCCAUCAGAGGAGCACCUGACAGGUCCCUUGCCAGAACCAGUUGCCAAUGGUGAUAUAGGGAAGCAGGAGAACAGCGGAGAGCUGCGGUCCAAUUCGGUGUCUGAGAGCCCAUCCAGCCCCGGGCUGCUGGCCGUGUCCCCUGACUCCGGCGAGACCCACAGCGAGCCUGACACGCAGGAGGGUGACAAGCGCCAUUCGGCAUCUGGCUCCCUCCUGGACCUUGACAUCCCGCUGGCAGUGGCCAAGGAGCGAGCGCACCAGAAGCGCACCAGUAAGCGGGCACCCCAGAUGGACUGGAGCAAGAAAAACGAACUGUUCAGCAACCUGUGAAGACCCCAAGGCAGGGUGAGGGUCUGCUGGCCCCCCCAGCCUCAUACACCCCCCCCACACCCCCCUCCUCCCUGCCAUAGGCUCCUGGCAGGGAUGCAGAGCUGCUCCCCACCACCCUGACCUAAGCGACGGGGCUCAGUGGCCAGCGAGCAUCCCUGCAGCGGGGUCCUGGGCAGUGGUUUUAGGCUAAAGAGGGCUGGGGGGUGCCCCCUCCUCUGAGCCCAGCCCUGAGGUGCUCCUCCAGCCCUGCCAUGAAGCCCUGCACAAGGGGGGGAUCAAGGAUUUGGGGUGGCCCAAUGCUCAACACUUUUUGAUCCCUGCUGUUCCCUGGUCCUUCCCCCACCCCAAACCCCAUCUCCAUUUAAGCUGCACCCCCCACCCCCCACCCCCCACCCCCCCCCUUGCCCUUUAACUGCAAAACCUGAGGCUUCUAGUGACUUAGCAAACCCCACCUGCCUGGCCACUGACCACAGCGAUUCCCCCCGGGGGUAUUUGCCCCUGCCUGGCAAGCUCCGUCCAUGAUGACCCUGUCCUCAGGGUGCCCAGCAUGGUGGGGAGCCCCCUGCCCCCGGGGCUAUUUUGGGAGAGGAGAGGGUGUCUGGAGCCAGUGCAGCAGCAAUAAUCAUCUCCUUUGCUCCCGCUCACUCCUGGAGACAGAGCCGAUCAGGGUUUGAAUCUGAUACUGUUUAAUUUAAAGGCUUCUCAAUAGACUUUUUUCCAAAAUAUAAGAGUUUUCCAAUCACACUGUUUAUUUUUUUAAUGUAUUUUGUGGAAAUUCUUCCUGUGGAUGUUUUGUUUCCAUGUGUUGCGAUCAGGUGUUGUUGUACUGUCAAGCUCAAGAGAAAUUCUGUUUACUGGAAUAAACCUUCCUGACUUCA
This is a messenger RNA of Falco peregrinus (peregrine falcon), 1961 nucleotides long. It is a transcript of the gene NHERF1, whose product is annotated as NHERF family PDZ scaffold protein 1. Gene Ontology annotation, molecular function: signaling receptor binding; protein-membrane adaptor activity. NCBI's taxonomy places the organism in Eukaryota, Metazoa, Chordata, Aves, Falconiformes, Falconidae. Gene Ontology annotation, cellular component: apical plasma membrane. The record is from RefSeq and is a predicted model, not a curated record. The coding region runs from base 67 to 1083 and encodes 338 amino acids. The transcript is spliced from 6 exons. Gene Ontology annotation, biological process: protein localization to plasma membrane.